AAUCUAUUGGUUCGCUCCCUUUUUGUUGACAAUUUCCGGCACGGUCGGGCGGAAAUACAAUCUGGGAGAAUUCCUGACGGAUUGUGAUCUUCGCACCGGAAGCGGAAACAAGCGGCUCCGGGAGUCUGUGGAACUUUCAGCCGAGAGCGAUGGGCGCCCGGGACGACGAGUAUGAUUAUCUGUUCAAGGUUGUGCUGAUUGGCGAUUCAGGUGUUGGAAAAAGUAACCUCCUAUCACGCUUCACACGCAAUGAGUUCAACCUGGAAAGUAAGAGCACAAUUGGAGUGGAAUUUGCAACAAGAAGUAUCCAGGUAGAUGGGAAAACAGUCAAGGCCCAAAUCUGGGAUACAGCUGGACAGGAGCGAUACAGAGCCAUCACCUCUGCAUACUAUCGAGGGGCAGUUGGUGCUCUGUUGGUAUAUGAUAUUGCCAAACACCUUACCUAUGAGAACGUGGAAAGGUGGUUAAAGGAGCUGAGAGAUCACGCCGACAAUAAUAUCGUCAUCAUGCUUGUAGGGAACAAGAGUGAUCUCCGUCACCUCCGAGCUGUCCCAACAGAUGAGGCAAAAGCUUUUGCAGAAAAAAAUGGCUUGUCCUUUAUUGAAACUUCUGCUUUAGACUCUACAAAUGUAGAAACUGCAUUCCAGACUAUCCUCACAGAAAUUUAUCGUAUUGUGUCUCAGAAGCAAAUGUCAGACAGACGUGAAAAUGACAUGUCACCGAGUAACAAUGUGGUCCCUAUUCACAUGCCUCCAACUACUGAGAAUAAACCAAAGAUGCAGUGUUGUCAAAACAUCUGAGAUGCAAGUUGCUAUCCAUUCCAAGCCUCCAUCUACAUUGUACCUGUGUAGUGCUUAUGGUCUUUCAUUUUGCAACUCAAUUUGAUUUAAAUGUGGCAAUUAUAUUAAACAUGUAACUGUCUUUACUAACAUGUUGGAAUUGUUUAUAUCAGCUAUGUGCAUUUUUAUAUUAUAUAUACUUGCAGGUAGUGUAAAAUGGUUUUAAUGCCACUUUGCAAAUCUUAUCAUGUUAUAAGACAAGGGACACAACACCAACAUGCCUUUUUAUGGUAGGUGCUUUGAGAUGGAAAUGCUUGUUUUUGAAUCUGGGAUGCUCAUGAAGUGUGAACAACACAGAUGGCAUUUCUUGAGUCAACUCAUCACUAAUUUGCCUCUUUCUUCUUUUUCCUAGUACUGUUUGUUUUGUAAAUUGUAUUUUGUGCAUGUAGUAUGAUCUUGCCAAUUUUUAGGUUAUGGUUUAAAAUGUUGUGUACUUGAAUCUAUAUUAAAAUGAAAUGGAAGGGAAUUGGCUUGGAUUACUUCAAUAUAAGAUGACAAUUCAGACCUAGAACCAUAACUGGAAUCAGGUUCUGCAGGAAGGGUACUUUUUUUUUCUUGAACACUGAGGAAGGGGAAGCACUCACCAGAGACUUUGUUUUGCAGUAUCAGCUGAUUAGGGAUGCUCAACACAGCCAGUUGUCUGCUAAAUGAAAAGCAGCAGGUGACCUCCACAGGGCUAAGUACUGAAUCAUUCAACUGUGACCCUGCCACAUUCAGUUUUUCAAAUUGGUGGACUGGACAUUCUCCAAGAAGAGGCUAUAUGAACAUAGUACUUCCCCUGAAUGGACAACACCACCAUUAGCACAGUUGCAUAAAGUUUAAAAAGGCAGAAAUUGUGAAAGUAAUGUUACAUCACACAAUAUGACAGCAAACAUACUAUAAAUCAGUUCUAAAAGGUGUUACUGGAGGCCAGUAGCUCCUGCCCAUUGGAGCUACGGGGGUGGGGGGGGAGGAGAAGAGGGGAGAGAAAUGUUUGUUCUACAUAUACAAUCUGGUUGAAGUGAAAUAUUAUAGAGCAGCUGGUUUAAUGCUACUGUUCUGGCCCCCAGGUCAGUGUUUUUAAAAACAACCAAAUUUAAAUUGAAGUGUGCAAAAUCCUUAAUGGACACACAUCUUAAGCUGAGGUUUGCUGAAUUUUAAAACUGUUAAUCCUGUUGAGCAUCAAAAUCACACUGAACAAAAAUUAAGCUUGCAAUGUUGGUUUAAGUUACAGUUCACCAUUUUUAAUCAAAUUUUACAACCCCCCCCCCCCCCACCAAAUGCUGAACCAUCCACUCAUUCCUGAAGUGGAGUGCUACUUGUGGAAACUCCAGCUGUUCUGUUUUAAAUUUGGGUAUCAUGAUAACAAUGGAGGCUGGAAGCAUCAGAAGCUGUACCUUUUUUUGCAUGAUCCUCCACUUUCCUGCUGCCUUACCCAUCCUUUAGUUUAUUCUAGCUGAGUCUUCUGGCUCAGAUGACUACCCUGUCUGCAACCCCAGUGUUUCUCUUGUUUUGGAAUUUUAAUUGCUGUUUUUAUUUCAUAGAAUCCCCAUACUAUGGAAACAGGCCCUUUUUGGCGCCACAAGUCCAGUGAUCCUCAGCAUCCCACCCAGACCCAUCCCCCUAUAACCCACCUAAGUUACACACCUCCUAACACUGGGCAAUUUAGCAUGGCCAACUCACCUAGCCUGCACAUCUUUGCGUGGGUUUCCUCCCACAGUCCAGACAUGGGGGAAAAAUAUGCAGAAUUCUUACACAGCUGGUUGAGGGUGGAAUCAAACCUAGGUCCCUGGUGCUGUGAGGCAGCAGUGCUAACCACUGAGCUGCCAUUUUAAUGAGGAUCCUCUUACAGGGUAAAGUGACUUGGCCCACUGACUUCUUGCUACUGACCAUAUGCAGGCAGUUUUUUGCAAAUUUUAAAAACUCUCAUUAAUGCCUAAAAGGUAAUAAAUAUUAAGCUGCACAAAUCAACUAUUCAUCUUUUUCAUUCCUAGAUCCAUCACAGGACAUUAAGAAUUUGUUGUCUUUACAUAACAUUGUGACUUUGCAGUGGUGCACAAAGCAAGGUUACAAAUUAAUUGUAUGAACUGAUUUUUGCUUCUGUUUGGUGCUUGCUCUGUCAUAGACAGAUUCUGUCAAUUACAUUAUGACAAGAUCUGUAAAUCAGUAAGUGAAAACCUCUUACCAUUGUUUUUUUUCCCCACUAGGGAGCUAACACUUUUAAUAAACAAGUUAUUGAAUGACAUUUAUCUUCUGGCAGAAUUCCUGUGUUAAUCACCAACUUCACCUGAAGUUAUUGAUUUUUCCUCUUGAUUCCACUUGCCAAUUUUAUUAAAGCUGAACAAUAGUAUUCAUCCUUGUUUGUUUCUUUACCCUCUUUAAUAUUGCUGAUGCUGCCUUAUACCUGUAUCUUUGCAGUUCAUCCUCCAGAAAAUACCUUUUUGCCUCUAAUUGAUAACUGGCCCUAGCCUGAAAGUCAAUGGGUAAAGCAAAACGCAUUGCAUUUGCAGGUGAGUCAUACAAAAUAACAUGCAUCGCAUAUCCAACAUUACCACAUUUUCCAUUUUAAUGGUGACGUGUGUCAUUAGUGCUUAAAAAGACCAAGCUAGCAAUUGAUAACAAAGUGUGGAGCUGGAUGAACACAGCAGGCCAAGCAGCAUCUCAGGAGCACAAAAGCUGACAUUUUGGGCCUAGACCCUUCAUCAGCAAGCAGUUGACUUGUUUUAACAAGGCCAUAUAUGCCAAAAUAAAUAGCGUUAUCGUAAGGAUGCCCUCUAAGCUUAGCUCUCUUGGGUUUUGUUCCUUCAAGAUAUAUUUGUACCCAAAAUAUGCGAAAGAUAUGACAAAGCCCAUAUACUUAACUAUAUUUCACUUCACACCAGUAGGAAUCUCCUUUUAAUGACAGACUAAGUGUACAUUCAUCAUUAAUUGAAACUGUUUAAAUAAGCUCUGUCUAGCCAAAAGUUUUGCCUUUGAUUUCCAAUACUGUUUACUAGUCAGUUUAUGCAGUAGGUUUGCAUAGUUCCACCUGCUAUAAGAUUGAUCUUCUUGGUGACUUCAAAGGGCCAAGCCAUUUGUGUACUGAGCAAUCUAGCUGUGGAAGAAGCACAUUAAGGAAAUCCUGCAUGAUAACAACCCACAUCAGAUCAUUUCUUGCUGUAUACUGUUCAAACUUAUGAACAGACCUAAGGUCCUUUGGUCUCAUGUGCUUUUUGCCUGUGGUUACUCUGGAAAAGUAUGUUUGCCUAAAGAUUUCAGUGAUGGGUGAAGCUAGCUGUUGCAGGCUGUUACUAUGCAAUAACUACACAUGUAGUAUUCAUCAUUACGAGGAUGCUGCAAUCAAGCCAAUAAGGCAUUUGCCAAUCAACACAAUUGAGUAAUGUUAUAUGGUGUUCAUGGCUUGUGAUGUCAAGUAUGAAUGAAUGCCAUGAGACCAGACCUUUUAAGGUUGUUGAUUGUAAAUAUCCAACUUUAGCCUGUGCUUGCAGUAUUGUAGAUACAGUAGCUAAUAUUUAGAUGUGAAUGUGUGAUUGGAUCAACAUUUACUAAAUAAUCCUGUAUGCUCAAUUAAACUGACAAAUUUGAGACUGCCAGUUAGGCUUGCACUAUGGCACAGAAGCUAUAUAUUAAAUACAUGACUGUGUUUUAACAUGUCUGUAUUCAGUGCCUCUUCUUAAAGACAGCUGUUCAAGUUGUCUCUGGUUAAUCCCUCAUGCUAUAAUCUCUCAUGGUAACAUCUUGACUAACCUAAAUAAAAUUUUAAAUUGA
Molecule: messenger RNA, 4586 nt
Organism: Stegostoma tigrinum
Lineage: Eukaryota; Metazoa; Chordata; Chondrichthyes; Orectolobiformes; Stegostomatidae
Gene: rab11a
Product: RAB11a, member RAS oncogene family
Exons: 5
Coding region: 150-800 (216 amino acids)
Biological process (GO): exocytosis
Cellular component (GO): recycling endosome
Molecular function (GO): GTP binding; GTPase activity
Source: RefSeq, a predicted model, not a curated record